AUGUCUCUCCACGCCAUUCGAUCUUUGAGUAGAGCUUGGUCUGCUGAACUAUGCAGAUACGUUGCUAGUAUAUCAAGAUCUCAGUCUUCAGUGUCGAGUGUCCCCAGGAGGUUCGUGUCACAACAUUCUUCCAGGGGCACAGAAGUUGAAGAGGAGCCGAUAUUACCACCAAGUUCUCCUGUCAGGCGAAAACCAGCACAAAAGGUCAAGGCCGUUGAGGCGGGAGACACGUACAAGGCCGGGGAAGAAUAUUAUAGCUUUGGUCCGUACACCUUCUACGAAGUAGAAGAUAAACUAGUCAAACACAGGCAGCCACAGAUCAGUUCUAGUGAAAAGAUGAAAAUAUUUUGUAUGGACAAACUAGCCAUAGCCGACGAUGAAAAACCCCGCCGUCUGCUGCCGGAAGAAUAUGGCUACCUAGUAGAAUGGCCAAGAGAAGAGAAACCUAAACCCAAAUACAAGCCAAUGUAUUCCGUUAUGGAGAAUAAAUAUGGUCUAAACUAUGACCCAGACAAAGGCGGAGUGUGCCAAGACAGAAUCCCACUAUGA
This is a messenger RNA of Candidula unifasciata, 549 nucleotides long. NCBI's taxonomy places the organism in Eukaryota, Metazoa, Mollusca, Gastropoda, Stylommatophora, Geomitridae. The record is from the annotation of a GenBank genome assembly.